AUGACGGGCUUUCUCAUUCCUGCAGGUCCCCUGCUGCAGACUUCUGAUGGGAAAGGAAUGGAGGAAGCCAACAUCCGCCACCUGGUGCAGCCCAGAGGGCCGAGGAGCAGAGCAGGGCCCUGGCAGGGAGGUCGGAGGAAGUUCCGCCGCCAGCGGCCGCGCCUCUCCCAUAAAGGCCCCAUGCCUUUCUGAAGCAGGACUGAAGGGACCCCACAUGCCCACCCUCUGCGAUUCUCUCUGCUCCGUAGAUCCGUAGAUCCAUCUGCUUCUCUGGAGCCCUCACAUCUGCCACUUGGCUGGCGCACGUCUUAACAGCUGAUGGUCCCGGCUCUCC
Messenger RNA from Vicugna pacos (alpaca), 334 nucleotides. NCBI's taxonomy places the organism in Eukaryota, Metazoa, Chordata, Mammalia, Artiodactyla, Camelidae. The record is from RefSeq and is a predicted model, not a curated record.